This is a messenger RNA of Choloepus didactylus (southern two-toed sloth), 2386 nucleotides long. RefSeq names its product mitochondrial genome maintenance exonuclease 1 (gene MGME1). The transcript is spliced from 5 exons. Bases 276 to 1298 code for a protein of 340 amino acids. Gene Ontology annotation, cellular component: mitochondrion. The record is from RefSeq and is a predicted model, not a curated record. Gene Ontology annotation, molecular function: single-stranded DNA exodeoxyribonuclease activity. Gene Ontology annotation, biological process: mitochondrial DNA replication. NCBI's taxonomy places the organism in Eukaryota, Metazoa, Chordata, Mammalia, Pilosa, Megalonychidae.
GAGGGGCCACAGGCGUCCUGCCCCCACCACGAGUCCACACCUCCCGCAGAUCACGAUGGGGGUCCCCUCUGACCGCCGCCCAGGGGCGAGUGACAGGACUCUGCGGAAGCUCUUAAUAAUAAAUUAAUAAUGCCCACUUAGGAGAGUGUGAGGAUUAAAUGAGAAAAAUCAUUCCUAAUACUUGGCGAAGAACCUGGAAGCCAAAAAAAUACUAAUAAAAGGCACUUGGCGUUGCAAAUAGACUGGAGGGACGUGACCAUUAAAAAAAAAAAAAGAUGAAGGUUUUCCAGAUGAUUUGCAGGCAGCUUAGAAGUUCAAAGGGGUUUUCUGUGGAACCAGCCCCCUGUGUGGGUUUCUCUACUACCUCUUCAUGUGACUGGAAGAAAAAAGUGAACUCUUACGAAGAAGUGGACCAAGAUAAAUAUUCAGAUUUAGUACAAUCCAUCUUGUCGUCCAGAGGCCAUGCUCAGACCCCAGAAUCACUAUUCGAAGAAGAUGCUUUACUCUAUGGGCCUGUGAGUAAGUGUAAGCCGCCACCGCAAGAUGAUCAAGGAAGAGUUCCACGAAACUGGCUUCCUCUCUUCAAUCCAGAGAGAAGUGUAAAGUCAAAUACAAGUGACCCUUCAAUUCCGUUGAAAAUCCCUUUGAAAAAGAAUGUGAUACCAAGUGUGACCCGGGUCCUUCAACAGACCAUGACAUCACAACAGAUCUUCUGUUUGGCGAGAUGGAAGCAGCGGAUGAUUCUGCAACUGGGAGAGGACGGCUUUGCAGAAUAUACUUCAAACACAUUUUUACAAGGGAAACGGUUCCAUGAAGCCUUGGAAAAGAUACUGUCACCUCCAGGGAACUUAGAAGAGAGAGACGAAAACCUCCUCAAAUCUGGCUACAUUGAAAGUGUCCAGCAUAUUCUAAAAGAUAUCAGUGGAGUGCGAGCUCUUGAAAGUGCCGUUCAGCAUGAGACACUAAAGUAUGCAGGUCUGCUAGACUGCGUGGCUGAGUAUCAGGGCAAGAUGUGUGUGAUCGACUGGAAGACAUCAGAAAAACCAAAGCCUUUUAUUCGAAAUACUUUUGACAACCCACUGCAAGUUGUAGCAUACGUUGGUGCGAUAAACCAUGAUGCCAACUAUAACUUUCAGGUUCAGUGUGGCUUAAUCGUGGUGGCCUAUAAGGACGGAUCCCCUGCCCACCCACAUUUCAUGGACCCAGAGCUCUGUUCUCAGUAUUGGCCCAAGUGGCUUCUUCGACUAGAAGAAUAUAUAGAGAAGGAAAAGAACCAGAAUAUUCAGAAACCAGAGUAGAAGUCAGGAGGCUGUUUGGGAACCUGCCACACUUUGACACAGUUUGGGAAGAUACAUUGCUGUCUACUGUGAUCUACAAGUGGAGGUGCCACGGAAUCUGAAAGCUACAUUAAGGAGUGGAAGUGUUACUUUGUUGAAAUGUAUUGCAUCCAAAACAACUGACAGGACAGAAAAGUUUAGAUUUAAAGAGCUGUACUUCAAGCACAUAAAAUACCAAGUAUGCUUCCUCCAACUAUUAUGUCCCUGAAAGGGCAAGCAGGAUCGGCACAGCUCUGGUGACUCCCUGCUCCCCUGCAGCCUCUUCUGUGUCCCAGGCAGGAUGCCCAGUUUUGGAAUUAGAGAUUCAAAGCAGGGUGGCUUGGUGUGCCGAGCACACAGAGGUCUAUGCUUCUCUUUUCCCUGAGUGUACACCAUGGUGGAGAGGGGUGACACUCAACCUUAGGGCAUGCCUGGAGGAAGAAUUCACAUCAGCUAACUACUAUUUACUACUGCCAGUGCAGUUUCUUUAAAACUUUUUCUAUAUAUUGGGGCUCUGUAUAUAUUUCAUUUGGGGAAAGGCUUCCAUUUAAGAUUUUUGAAAAAAUAAAGUGUUUACUUAGCAUCAAGCAAACAUUGUGGCCUGGGAAGAUGAAGCAUAUUCACCAUGUUGUUGGCAAUGCCCCCUUGGCAUUCUGCCAAAUAACCCCCAGAAGUAGCAAGACCUCAGUUGUAUCCUUAUAUCCUUAAUUGCGGAUGUUUUAGGAGCUACAUGCGGGUUUGAGUCAUUGGAUCAUGUAAAUAGAAAAAAAUCUGUGGAAUUUUUCACUUGUGGGGGAACAACAAUAAAAUCUAUUGAUUUUAUUAACAAUUAUGAUUGUCACUGGGUUCAGGAAACUUGAGUAAAUGCCCACUAUAGCCCUGGGGGGGGGGUUCCCCUGAGGGUCUGUUCGCAUUUAAGUUGCUGUCCUGAAAUAGUGGGCUGCUACCGUUGCUUUUUCCCUUUCGUUGGCCAUUAUUUAUGAGAAAUAAAAUUCAAGAUAAGAGUAAAGUAAUGCAGCUUUUGGGUUUGUUUCUUUUUUUUUAAAUUUAUGUUUACAGGAUAAUUUCUU